Drosophila innubila is the source of this 606-nucleotide messenger RNA. RefSeq names its product ficolin-1-like. NCBI's taxonomy places the organism in Eukaryota, Metazoa, Arthropoda, Insecta, Diptera, Drosophilidae. Bases 1 to 606 code for a protein of 201 amino acids. The transcript has 3 exons. The record is from RefSeq and is a predicted model, not a curated record.
AUGAAACUAUCCGAAAAUCCGAUUUACGUCAUUCCUAUCCACGUGACUUGUGAUGCGGACACUCGAGGAGGAAACUGGACGAUCAUUCUGCGUCGUUUGGAUGGAAGUGAGAUAUUUUAUCGAAACUGGAACACUUACAAAAAAGGAUUCGGGAAAUUAGAUGGUGAAUUCUUCCUGGGCUUGGAUAAAAUACACGCACUGACUGAAGACUACAGUCAGGAAUUGCUUGUGAUUCUUGAGGACUUCGAAGGUGACGAACGCUACGAAACCUAUGAGAGAUUUGGAAUCUCAGGCGAGGACGAACAAUAUGCCUUGAAUACGUUGGGUCAGGCCAAUGGAACAGCUGGGGAUUCACUUUCAUAUCAUCAUGGCGAAAAAUUUAGCACAUUUGAUCAGGAUAAUGAUCGUUUGGAUGAUAUUAACUGCGCUGAAACCCGACCUGGCGGCUGGUGGUACAAAGAUUGUCACCACAGCAACUUGGCUGGAGGAUAUAAUGAUACAGACGCCGGUGAAGGCGUCAAUUGGUACCAUUUUCGGGGUUAUAAUUACGCGCUUAAACGAGCUAUAAUGAUGAUACGUCCAAGAAAAUAUAAGGAACUUAACUAA